GGCAUCACAACGGACAGCCGCGUACAUUUGUGCUCGCGCCGUGAUACUUCGGGGUGGGGUGACGUGUUUUUCUUCCGUCGCGAUUGCACCCGCGUCCGCGUGGCCCAGUUAGAGAAUCGUUUGUGAUCGUUGCAGAUACACAGGUGGCGCAAGGUUUGCUGACUCGGCCAAGUUGCUUUCCCUCGGAGGUGAAGAGUUUAAGAUCGAUUAUUCAGCUCAAGCGUGUCCGGAGCCAGUGCUCAGUGUUGUACCGUGCUUUGGGACGCGAUUCCCGUCCUUCGUGAGUAAUUGGGUGUGUGAAGUGUGUAUCGUACGGCGAGCGGAAGCAAUGUGUCUCUAAUGCGUUGGUGUGGGUGAAAAAUAUAAUUUAGAAAAGUGUACUUCACGGUCGUUACGUUCGGGUUUGAGUGAUGAGUGGCGGUUGCGGUGCAUUUUAGUUUUGUAUUGUUUCGGUUUCCAUGACCUAACAGUGUAAUAUCCUGAACGUCAUCUUCAAACUUCCCUUUACGCAACCGGUUUCCUUCCAUCAACGGGGUGCUUCUCAAGAGCCCAUCGAACCGCGAAAGGAUCAACCAAACGCCAAACGGUCGAAAAGUGAUUCGUGCGAUACCCACCCAGUGUUUGCUACGGCUUCUUUUGAUACAGUUCCUGCGGGUUUCGUGUUUCUUUUCGCGCUUUCCACAGCUAUAAUAGCGGAGCAGAUUGUGCCGGCAGCCUAAUCUGUCUUCCGGAGUAUUUAAUUACCCGGAAACCGGGGCAUCCGUCUGGUCCGGUCGAUAGCCAUCGUAGUGCGGCUAGGAAUGCCUUCCUUCCCAUUAUUUAUUUAUUUUUCCAUUCACCUGGCAAGGUGAUUGCGAGCGGAAAAAAUGCACCUCAAUGGGUGGAAUUUGCACAACCGUCUUACGGCAUUCCAUGGCACGGGAAUACGUGCGAUACGUGAGUUCGUUUACUGUGUAUGUGUGCAAAGAGAAAGCGAAAGAAGAACGCGCGCGUGUGUAUGUAUGUUUAACUUAGGAAAGUACCACAAUUCUACCACGGACUGAUUGAUAUGCAUAUCAUUCAUAUGCGUACGGUUUCGCUUAAAUCCCUUGCGGGGAAAAAUCACUUACCGCGCUUCGCUUCAUUGCCUCCCCUUGCAUUCACGGCGGUAGGUGAAAAGAUGAGUUUAAAAGGUAAAUAACAAAGGGUAAGCCACACAAGUCACGUCAAUCAAAAAGAACAAGUCAGUUCGUUAGAAUGUGAAUAACGCCCCACGUCUCAUUCGUUCCGGGAAUGAGCUUAGACCCAAUCGUACCGCGGCCAAGAAAAGGCGAACAAACAACAAGUGAAAGUGAAAGUGAAAGGAUAUAAAUGCGCAAAACAUACGCAAACAGUAUCGCAACGUUAGUGUACACAAAGGGCCAGUUGGCAGCCCGGUUCCGCACGUGGUACUACGCGGUUUGUUGAUUUUACUGACAAAAGCCUUUCGGCUUAUUGGGUGCUGCACACUCCGUUCGGGGUUUUUGGGUGAAUCGUCUUCAAGAAAAUGGUGACGAAACAUCGUUCCACGUCGUUACGAAAUAACAACAGCCGAUACAAACCCCACCAACCGCCCAGAUCCGUCUCCGUGUGAUUGAACCAGAACAGGGCGGCACAACAACAAGUGGGGCCGACGGCGCCAAACAAGGUGGUGUGAACAGUGAAUGCGAAGCCGCUACCACAAAAACGCAUUAGUGAACAUGUGCACAAGGACAUCGCGUUGCUGCUGGUUCGGUGGGCCCGGCUGGAAAAGGGUGCUGUGCUAUCGCUGCGUCUGCUUCCUGUACGCGCUGAUUGUGCUGGGAAUCGUGCUGCUACCGGCCCCAGUCGAGUCGGGCUGCAGGCGGCUGGUGCGGAAACCGUGCGAAGCGAUCUGUGUACGCAGGACGCCCGACGGCGUGCCGAACGCUGGUCGGCGGCUACCGAUCGGAACAAAUCCGACCGGCUUCGCUGCGACUGAUCGGAACGUGUCUUUACCACACUUGGCCUCCGCCACCGGGUGGACCUGCGAGCUGCGGAUCGUGGUGAUCAUGCCGGCAAACACGAGCGUGGAAGCAUCACUGCCCCGCGUGCAGCCCGUGCUCGAGAAGGCGGAAGGCUACAUUCGCCGGGAGGGCAUUAUACCGGCCGACGUAGCCAUUCGCUGGAUCCCGUUCGACGAUCGGUGCGAACAGGCCCGGGCGACGGUGAUGGCGAUGGACGGUACCGGCAGUGACUACUGCGGGCAUCUCAUACUGGGACCGAGCUGUGAUUUCGCUUUAGCGCCUGUUGCAAGAAUUGCACGAUACAUCUACAAUGACGGUAUUCCGGUGAUCACCGGAGCCGGAUAUACAUUUGACUUCGAGGAGCCAAAGACACACUGUGAAAACGAGUUUCAUAUGCUUAUUCGUACGGGGCUGGUCAGUUUCAAGCGGAUGGCAUUCUUCAUGAUAGAACUAAUCCGGCACUUCAACUGGAACCGCGUGGUUUAUUUCUACGAACGGCAGAGCUACUAUAACGUGGCCGGACCGCAAACGGGCCACUUGCUGAUGAACACGAUGGCGGAGUUUUUCCGCCACGAAAACAUUACCUACUCUCCCUUCUCCACCGAUUCGGCCCGCACAAACCUCACCGAGAGUCUGAAGGAAAAGGUCGGCCUCAGCUAUGCAAGUAAGUUCCUCCGUAAAACUUUUAGGACGUAAGGUUUCUGUUCGAUCAAUUUGUACUUUUGAGGGUGUGAGUUCGUGUGUCGUCUCAAA
This is a messenger RNA of Anopheles merus, 2756 nucleotides long. RefSeq names its product atrial natriuretic peptide receptor 3. Lineage: Eukaryota; Metazoa; Arthropoda; Insecta; Diptera; Culicidae. The transcript has 6 exons. Gene Ontology annotation, molecular function: peptide hormone binding; signaling receptor activity. The coding region runs from base 1683 to 2699 and encodes 338 amino acids. The record is from RefSeq and is a predicted model, not a curated record.